Messenger RNA from Penicillium argentinense, 1620 nucleotides. RefSeq names its product flavin-containing monooxygenase. The record is from RefSeq and is a predicted model, not a curated record. Gene Ontology annotation, molecular function: oxidoreductase activity. Bases 1 to 1620 code for a protein of 539 amino acids. Lineage: Eukaryota; Fungi; Ascomycota; Eurotiomycetes; Eurotiales; Aspergillaceae. The transcript has a single exon.
AUGACUCGCACCGGUCCUCAUGUUGAAGUCGACGCCAUCGUCGUCGGCGGUGGCUUUGGCGGUUGCAACUCGCUCUAUAAGUUGCGACAACUGGGCCUUUCCGUGAAGCUCAUCGAGGCUGGUAGCGCCUUCGGUGGUGUCUGGCACUGGAACCGCUAUCCCGGUGCCCGUGUGGAUACGGAGAUGCCCUCAUAUCAGUUUAACAUUCCGGCUGUGUAUAAGGGGUGGAACUGGUCGGAGCGCUUCCCGGGCGAUGAGGAACUCCGCGCAUACUUCCACCAUGUCGACAAUGUGCUGGGUUUGAGCAAGGAUACUUUUUUCAACACCAUUGUCAGCCGUGUGCAGUAUGACUCGGUUUUACAGCGAUGGAAUGUUCAGACCGAGACGGGCUUGACGGCCACUUGCAAGUACCUCAUCGUGGCGACCGGAUCUUCGCACAAGAAGCACUAUCCCGAUUUCAAAGGACUGAACCAGUUCGGUGGAAAGCUGGUCCAUGCGGCUGACUAUCCUAACUCUUUGGAUGUGAAGGGUAAGCGCGUUGGCAUUGUCGGAAACGGCGCUUCUGGUCUGCAGAUUGUGCAAGAUCUAGCGAAGGAAGACUGUGAUCUGAAGGUCUUCAUUCGCACGCCUUGUUUUGCCAUCCCAAUGAAGCAACGUCAAAUCGCCCCCGACGAAGCGGAGAUGAUGAAGGGCUACUACGAUGCUAUCUUUGACCGCAACUACAAAUCCAUGACCGGCUUCCCGCACAACACCCGAUUCCAAUCUGCGCAUCAGGCUACCCCUGAGGAGCGCAAGGAAUUGUUCGACGAGCUGUGGGAUCGCGGUGGCUAUAGCUUCUUGGUCUCGAAUUACUACGAUUUUCUCCUGGAUGAGGGUGCCAACUCUAUCUUCUACGACUACUGGGUUCAAAAGGUUCGCGCUCGCAUGACGAACGUCGAGAAAAUGGAUCUGGUCGCUCCUCUGAAACAGCAGAUGCUGAUUGGUACCAAGAGGCCUAGUCUGGAGCAGGACUACUAUGAGAUGAUCGAUCGGCCGAAUGUGACUCUGCACGAUCUGAAGAAAUCACCAAUCAUGGAAUUCGACUCGAGCGGAAUGGUGACCAGCAAUGGCGCAGAGACUCAGCACCAUGACCUGGAUGUGCUCAUUUUCGCUACUGGCUACGAUGCCGUGACUGGUAGCUUGCUUGACCUGUCUAUUUCAGAUAAGAACCAGGUUCCUCUGACCGAGAAGUGGAAGAAUGGUGUUCUGACACAUCUCGGAAUGAUGGUGCCUGAUACUCCGAACCUGUUCAUGGUCUAUGGCCCGCAGGCCCCGACUUCCCUGGCUAAUGGUCCGCCUUUCAUCGAGAUGGAGGUUGAUUGGAUCUGUAAGGCCAUUGAGAAGAUGCAGAAGGAGGGCAUCGAGUCUAUUGAGCCUACACAAGUGGCUGCUGAGGGUUGGCGCGAGGAGGUCAUUGCUGUCAGCCAGUAUACUCUGUACUCCAAGACUGAUUCUUGGUACAUGGGUUCGAACAUCCCUGGAAAGAGACGAGAGCCUCUGGUUUAUCUCGGAGGUAUGCAGCGCUGGUGGAAGAGCUGUACGGAUGGCCUGGAGACGUGGCAGGGAUUUGCUACGUCUUGA